AGAACAACUGGGUGUGAUUGGUCCACAGCUAUAAUCCCAGAAACUGAGGAAACUGAAACAAGCGAAGUCCCAGGAGGAGUUCCAGACCAGUCUGGACUAGAGUAAGAGCUUGUUAAGGAAAAGAGAGAGAACAAGGAAGAGAGGGAGAUAGCAAGAAGGCUAGGAAGAAAUAAAAAAAAGAGAGAAAGAACCGAAAGGAAAGACAGAAGCCAGAGGUCAGGAAAGUAGAUGCCAAUUGAUCACCAUGAAUAGUCUCCACAAAGGCGGUCCUCUCACUGAUACCAGCGUGAUCUUUAGCAGGCCGGGGCCCGCCGCCCAGCAGAGUUGUGUUUUCCUGAUCCGGGCACGGGCCGCCCCUUCUCCGGGACCCUCCCCUCGGGAACCGUCGCCCGCGGCGGUUAGUUAGGACUGGAUUGCUUGGCGCGAAAAGGUGGACAAGUCCUAUUUUCCAGAGAAGAUGACUUUUAACAGUUUUGAAGGAUCUAGAACUUUUGUGCCUGCAGACACCAAUAAGGAUGAAGAAUUUGUAGAAGAGUUUAAUAGAUUAAAAACAUUUGCUAACUUCCCAAGUAGCAGUCCUGUUUCAGCAUCAACACUGGCACGAGCCGGCUUUCUUUACACUGGCGAAGGAGACACAGUGCAGUGUUUCAGUUGUCACGCCGCAGUAGAUAGAUGGCAGUAUGGAGACUCAGCUGUUGGAAGACACAGGAGAAUAUCCCCAAAUUGCAGAUUUAUCAAUGGUUUUUAUUUUGAAAAUGGUGCCUCGCAGUCUACAAAUCCUGGUAUCCAAAAUGGCCAGUGCAAGUCUGAAAACUGUGUGGGAAACAGAAAUCGUUUUGCUCUUGACAGGCCAUCUGAGACUCAUGCAGAUUAUCUCUUGAGAACUGGACAGGUUGUAGAUAUUUCAGACACCAUAUACCCGAGGAACCCUGCCAUGUGUAGUGAAGAAGCCAGAUUGAAGUCAUUUCAGAACUGGCCAGACUAUGCCCAUUUAACCCCCAGAGAGUUGGCUAGUGCUGGCCUCUACUACACAGGCAUUGAUGAUCAGGUGCAAUGCUUUUGUUGUGGUGGAAAACUGAAAAAUUGGGAACCCUGUGAUCGUGCCUGGUCAGAACACAGGAGACACUUUCCCAAUUGUUUCUUUGUUUUGGGCCGGAAUGUUAAUGUCCGAAGUGAAUCUGGUGUGAGUUCCGAUAGGAAUUUCCCAAAUUCAAUAAAUUCUCCAAGAAAUCCAGCCAUGGCAGAAUACGAAGCACGGAUCGUUACUUUUGGAACAUGGAUAUACUCAGUUAACAAGGAGCAGCUUGCAAGAGCUGGAUUUUAUGCUUUAGGUGAAGGCGAUAAAGUGAAGUGCUUUCACUGUGGAGGAGGGCUCACGGAUUGGAAGCCAAGCGAAGACCCUUGGGAACAGCAUGCUAAGUGGUAUCCAGGGUGUAAAUUUCUAUUGGAUGAGAAGGGGCAAGAAUAUAUAAAUAAUAUUCAUUUAACCCAGUCACUUGGAGAAUCUUUGGUAAGAACUGCUGAAAAAACACCAUCACUAACUAAAAAAAUUGAUGAUACCAUCUUCGACAGUCCUAUGGUGCAAGAAGCUAUAAGAAUGGGAUUUAGCUUCAAAGACAUUAAGAAAACAAUGGAAGAAAAAAUCCAAACAUCUGGGAGCAGCUAUCUAUCACUUGAGGUUCUGGUUGCAGAUCUUGUGAGUGCUCAGAAAGAUAAUACACAGGAUGAGUCAAGUCAAACUUCAUUGCAGAAAGACAUUAGUACUGAAGAACAGCUAAGGCGUCUACAAGAGGAGAAGCUUUGCAAAAUCUGUAUGGAUAGAAAUAUUGCUGUAGUUUUUGUUCCUUGUGGACAUCUGGUCACUUGUAAACAGUGUGCUGAAGCAGUUGACAAAUGUCCCAUGUGCUACACAGUCAUUACGUUCAAGCAAAAAAUUUUUAUGUCUUAAUCCGACACCACAGUAGGCAUGUUAUGUUCUUCUUACUCUAAUUGAAUGUGUGAUGUGAGCGAACUUUAAGUAAUCAGCAUUGCAUUCCAUUAGCAUCUGCUCCCAGAUGGAAACAAAUGUUAACAGCACUGUUGCGGUCGAGACAAUUCCUGCAUCGUCCAGGUGAUCAGCUGUAUCAUUUAUCCAGUGUUUUACUCAAUUGAAACCUUAGACAAAGAAGCAUUUUAUAACUUUUCAUAUGUAUAUUGGUAGUACACUGACUUGAUUUCUAUGUGUAAGUGAAUUCCUCACCUGCAUUUUUCAUUCCUUUUGCAUUAGCUUAACAAAUGGUGUGUUCUGUAUAAACACAGAGAUUUGAUUUGAUCUGCCCGAUCACUUUAAUUUGCUUAUUGUAAACAGAACUGUUCCGCACUGCUGGGAGGAUAAACUUUUGUUUUACAUGUUUGUUUCUGUGUUUUAGAAUUCUGCCCAUUUACUUGGAAUUUAUUGGAAUUAUAAAUGUACUUAUAUGAAUAUUUUUAAGUGAUUUUGCCAUCUCUUAAAAGAUAUUUAAUAGUAGAUUACCAUCCGACUAGCAUGCACUGACACAGAAAGGCAACACAGAUAGAGUAAGUGUAAAAUACAAAUGGCAGAACACUGUAUCUAGUUGGAGCCAAAUCAAUGUAUGUGUAUUUUGUAUCUGUACAGGAUAAAUGAUUUGGAAAGAUAAGUAUCACACUCUUAAAUGUAUUUUUUUCUUCAGGGGGUGGGGGAUGGGUCUUAGAGGGGCUUAUAGAGCCCUUCACUUUUUUUCAUUUUUUUUCUGUUUGAAGGUUUUAUAAGUAUGUAUUACUUUUAUAAUCAGAGUUCUUAGUAACUAUUUUGCUGAUUUAAAGGCUUAGGCAUGUUCAAACGUCUGCAAAACUACUUAUCGCUCAGUUUUAGUUUUUCUAAUCCAAGAAGGCAGGCCAGUUAACUGUUCUGGUGCCAAUGUGAAAUUUAAAUGUUUUUGUUUUACCUGCUUUGUGGAUGAAAAAUAUUUCUGAGUGGUAGUUUUCUGACAGGUAGAUCAUGUCUUCUUAUCUUGUUUCAAAAUAAAUAUUUCUGAUUUUGUAAAAUGAAAUAUAAAAUAUGUCUCAGAUCUUCCAAUUAAUUAGUAAGGAUUCAUCCUUAAUCCUUGCUAGUUUAAGCCUGCCUAAGUCACUUUACUAAAAGAUCUUUGUUAACCCAGUAUUUUAACCAUCUGUCUGCUUACGUAGGUAAAUGUAGAAGCGUGUUGUAUACAGCUUGUAGUUGUAGUGUUGGCUCUUCGUGUUGAGAUUCUCAAUGUCAUUUUGUGUCCUAAAAGUUUCAUGUAGUUUUUGAUGUUAAGAUGAUUAAGAUGUAUAUAGUACAAAAUAUUCAGUCUUUGAUUGUUUUAUGUUUGUUUGUUUAUUGACUAGUAAUGGUAGUGGAUACUUUAAAAAUAUUUUCUCAAGAUCCUUAAAACCUUGGAAAUUAUAACAUACUGACAAGAAUAGUUGUUUGAAUAUUUUUAACAACUUGUAUAAGUCAAUAUGAACAAUUGAACACGGAAUUUACCUUAAGUAAUUAUCAUGAUAGACCUCUUGUAAAGACUGGUCUAUUUUACUACAGAGAACAGUUUGGGAGUGAAACUGUUACAAUUUAGACUUUUUGUUGUAUUUUCUAAGAGAAAGAGUAUUGUUAGGUUCUCCUAACCUCUGUUGACUACUAUGGUAAGUGAUGUUAUUUUAAUUGCAAAUUUAAAUAGAAACCAACAGAAUUAAGUAACUGACUACCCUUCUCUCUCUCUCUCUCUCUCUCUCUCUCUCUCUCUCUCUCUCUCUCUCUCUCUCUCUCUCUUCCCCCCCCCCCUCCAUGAAAAUCCUUAGUUCUCUAUAGAGUCUUCUGCUUAGGUUCAGUUAUAUAAUCGAUAGGUUACAUUUUAUCUAAGUUGACUAAGAUUUCAAUUUAUAUUUCAAGCAUUCUACCAGGGAAUAAAAGUAUUAGUUUUAAAAAUCAUUUCCAAAGCACUUCGGGUACAAGUCAUAUAGGUAGUUUGUUUAAUCUAGCUGUUAGCCUAGGACUUAAGGACUGAAUGUUUUCAAAUAAGGCUUUUCUUGUUCUCAGAGCCUCAGUUCAUUAAAACUCUUUAAAAAUCUGUGUGAUGAGAGUUUAGUAAGACCUCUUUUCUUGUCUUCAUGAGUUGUGAAAUUGAAUUCAUGGAGCUGAUGUGGCUAACAAGUUUAUUUUAGGAAUUGUUUAGAAAAUGCUGUUGCUUCGGGUUCUUAAAAUCACAGCACUCCAACUCUAAUCAAAUUAUUGGAGACUUAGCAAAGUUGGUCUGAAAUCACAAUAAAAAAAAAAAGCACUGGAUCCUUUCCAAUAUGGUUGUGUAAAAAUGGUCACUUGGAAGGUCACAGUAUAACCAGAAAUGAAUCACUACCCCUGAGAGAGUUCUCAGUAUCUGUGUGUUAAUGUUCUUUUUCUGUAUAAAGUUCACUCUAGAAUUUUGAAGUAACCACCCAUUUUACUACAUAUUAGUCAUGUGACAUUUGAAAUUAUUUUGUAAUAGUUACUUUUAUUUGUUAUUUACUGUGUUGAUCAAAAAUUUGUGAGUGUUUAGCAUUUAGUAAAGUAUUCUCUUUCCUCCUAGACUUUCGCCUCUUCCUGUAGUUAGGGGUAGAGGUGAGGUGAGUGUAGUAAGUGAAUACAAUGUGAUUUCACUGUAGUAGGAUAGUUUGUUGUCUUGUUAUUUACAGUGUGUUUUUAUUUUAGUAAGUAAGAUUUAUAUUUUGAGCUCUCUGAAUAGAAACUGCCACUCCAACAUUAGCUGCAUGCAUUGUUCCCAUUAGACCUAAAUAUUACUGUACUUCCGAGUACCUAGAAACUGAAUAAAGGAAAAGGAGAAAUGAAGUAGACUGUCUGUCACUGCUAUUAGAGAAACAUGAAAAUGGAUGGAGAAAUAUUUGACAUUUUAGUCAAAUCUUCUUUUUUUUUUACAAGGGUGGCCAUCAGUGAAGAAAACUAGGCAAGUAGGCUUUACAACCUGAAUUCAGAUCCCCAGAAUCCACGUCAAAGAGGAGCGCAGCUAGGUUAUGGUAGCACCCUCCUUUAAUCCCAGCAUUUGUGAGGCAAAGGGAGACAGACCUCUGUGUAUUUGAAGCUAGCCUGAUCUACAGCGCAAAUUCUAGGGCAGGGAACCCUAUUUCACAAGACAAAACAAACAAACAGAAAGCUUGAGUGCACUAGCUCAAGUACCUGUAAUCUCUGAAUGCCUCCAUGAACAAGAAGUAGAUAGGAGAAUUUCCAGAGGCUCAUGCUCGACUAGUGGUUUAUAUAUUAAUGAAGAGGCACCAUGGUAAACAAGGUGGGAAGGUGAGGGCUCACCAGCCUCCAAAGGUAAUCCACUGCCCCCACACAUGUGCCAUGGCAGGCGUCACUUACACCCAGACACAUACACCAAAGAGAGAAAAACAAGAGUAUCAAAACAUUUUCCAAGAUGAUGGAACACAACUCAACAACAUCUUAUAUACGCUUAAGUUUUAACUCUCAUCCUAAAACAUGUAGAAUCCUGUUGAGAGUACUUGCUGCUUUUUCAGAGGACUUAGGCUCAGUUCCCAGCACCCACAUGAUGGCUAACAAGGACAUAUAACUCCAGCUCUGGUGCCCUCUUCUGGCCUCCAGGGGUGCAUGCAUGCAUGUACACAUACACACAUACACAGUCAUACACACCUACACAUAAAAUAAAAAUAAUCUUCAAAGCUUAAAUGAAACUCUUAUGUUAACUUUUACUCACUAUUAUUUGUUUCUCUGGAUGCUUCUUGUAACAAAGCUAUAAAUUGUAAUAAAUAGUUCGAUCCUUUAAAAAUAUUUAAAUUACUUUUUCAAAAACUAGAAAAAGUAUUCUUACUAAAUUCAGUUGAGUGUUCCUAAUAGAAACAGUCAACUUAUUCCCAUCUUAAUAUUUUAGUUUGGCUCUGAAACAUUUAGUGCAAUGUAGAUUUCUUCCUUACAUAAUAAAAUCACAGACUAUCAUAGUUAGAAAUGACCUUAGAAAGUCACUUAUUCACACCACCAUUUUAUUGUUGAGGCAAGUAGUCAAAGAAGAGGUAACUGGCUUGAAGUUAUAUAGCUAAUUAGUGAUAGAUUCCUUACUGGGACAUAGUUUGAGGUUGAAAAACCUCACCAUACCAGCUUCUCGUCCUGGAAGUCUCAGGUGUUUUCAACUAGUCAUUCAAUUAAACUCUUUCACUGCACAGUAAGUGGUGCUUUAUAAUUUCUACAGUAGGGCAGUUGCUCAUACUUUCAAAUUAAACAAUAUGACAGUAAUGCUUGAGUGGUUAAGUUCUCUUUUGGAGGCUGAAGUUUGCAGAUGUGAGUACAGCUGUUUGGCAUUUACUAUGUGCUUAUGUAUUAUUAAUGAGCGUUUAAGAUUACUAUGUAAGCGUAUUUUAUCACUGUCUAUACUUACCCACAAACUUGCAUUUUUAAUUUGAUGUAAUGGCUUUAAUGUAAUUUCUGGCCUUGCAUUUUGUUAUACUUUACCUGAAAGAAUGGCCAGUUCUUUUCUCAUAUUGUUGUACUAUAUUUGUGAAUAUAAUUUUAUGACUCCUUUUUGUUUAAUGGAUACCUUUCUUUCAUUAUGGAAACUAUGUGAAUUGCUUUCUGCUCUAUAAUCUGUCAUUUGUUGUAGAUUAAAGCUUAUUUUUCUGUGAAUAAGACUUAUUCAAUAAAGCACUAUUCUUUAAAAUGUUA
Messenger RNA from Apodemus sylvaticus (European woodmouse), 6685 nucleotides. It is a transcript of the gene Xiap, whose product is annotated as X-linked inhibitor of apoptosis. Bases 458 to 1948 code for a protein of 496 amino acids. The transcript has 8 exons. The record is from RefSeq and is a predicted model, not a curated record. Gene Ontology annotation, cellular component: nucleus; cytoplasm. Lineage: Eukaryota; Metazoa; Chordata; Mammalia; Rodentia; Muridae.